This is a messenger RNA of Ectocarpus siliculosus, 3246 nucleotides long. The record is from the annotation of a GenBank genome assembly. NCBI's taxonomy places the organism in Eukaryota, Phaeophyceae, Ectocarpales, Ectocarpaceae.
AUGAUGAUGAGGUAUCAACCGUUGCGGCUUCGCGUCGGUGUUGUUGUCCCUCUCCCCUGUUCCGAUCACCGCUCAGCAGUCGACACGUUCGCUGCGCGGUUCACGGCAGAGAGCAGACGCUGGAGGUGUCGGGAGUUGGUCACCUUGGCCGUGGUCUUCGUCGCUGCCGUAGUCGUCUGGAGGUGGGUUUCGAGGAGGAGAUACCACUGGAAGCAACAAGAGAGGCAUGACACCGCCGACGCCCGUUCGGUGGAUGAGGACGACGACCUCGAGUCCAGGGGCGACGACGUGGUCAAUCCUGAGGGCUCCGACAUCAAUUCCGUCGCGUCAGCAGGCGCUGACUUCCUAUCGACACGUGGAGACAUCGAGUCUAGGAGGUCUGAUAUCGAGUCCGGGAGCUCGGGUGUCCAGUCAAGAGAGGCUAUCGGGGCCGCCGGCGACUCCUCGCUGAGUGGGGAGGAGAAGGAAUCGGCUUCUGAGAGGUCUAGCUGCGACACGUCGGCAACCGUUCGAACGCACCACCCAGAUGACACCGACAGCGGAAGUCUGGGAUCGGAAAUUUCGGCGGCGGCGACGGCGGCUCAGGCGGAGGCGGGCUCUCUGCCCUCCGACCGCAAUGGUUCGAGGUUCAGCACGGAGGAGGCACAGCCGUCGACAGGAACCAACUCGCCAGCAAUGGCAAUGAGGAAAGAGUCGUCCAGACACUCCUCGCAGUUGGAGUUCGAUGUGUUGCACCACGGUAGCAGCGGCAAUAGCAGCAACAACAGUGUUUACAGCCGCGACGGUGAGAGAAGCGGUGAUCGUGACGGCGGCGAGCUGGGCGGACAUUCCGUCAACCAUGAUGUCCUCGCGGACGCCCUUCAUGGGUCACGCAUCGCGGCGGGUGAGCGAGAGGGGCAACUGGAGAGGUCUGUGACGCACGGAGAACUUGAGCGGUCCUCUGGGUCGGUGUACGGUCAUGACGACCAGGGAGCCUCCACCGAGGGUAGCGGAGGGGGAGCAUCACUCUCGACCAUCACGGAGGACAGCUAUGAAAAUGAAGAUGGUGACCAGGAGGAGGAGGAAAAGGAGGGGGCCGAGGAGAAGGAUCAGGAAUACGAUGAGGGGGGGGAGGACGAGGACGGCAAUGUUGGGGACUACUCUAUGCCUUCUUCGCACGGCUCCAUGCCUGAGCUAGUGAACGAAAACGAGGUGGAGCCGCACUUAACCCAGACCAGGACGAACCGACUGGUCGAGAUUUUCCGCAACGCACCGCUGAUGUCCACGGCCGUCCGCGACAUCUACAUCGCGCGCCGCUGCGACCUCGACCUGUCCGCGACUGACUCGAACGACGACCUGUCCAGGGAGAGGGUUAUCGGUGCCGGCUACUACGGCCGCGUGAGCCGCGUGUACCACGAGUCUCUGGGAGAGGCUCUGGCACUGAAGGAACUAUCGGAGGAGGCCGGAGACGAGCACCGAUCUGCCGCGCGGAACGAGAUGGACACGUUCCUGAGCCUGGGGAUGCACCCCAACAUCACGAAGGUGCUGGCCAUCAACAGCGCCCUCCCAUCCAUGCCCAUCCUCAUGGAGCUGGGCUACUGCGACAUGGUGGAUGUGCUGGAGAGCCCCGACGUGUCAAUGCCCCACAAAAUGGGCAUUCUCUACGAUGCUGCGUGCGGCCUGGCGCACAUUCACGACCACAACAUGGUCCACCGCGACAUCAAGGCCGCCAACAUCGUGGUGAUGGUGAAUGAGGACGGCAGUGCGUCGGGAAAGGUGGCCGACUUUGGGCUCACGUGCGAGAAAGGGGAAGUGACGCCGUCGAGGACGGGGACGCCGGGGUACAUCCCCUCCGAACUCGUCUGGAGUGCUGUGGAGGCCGGGCCGGAGAACGACGUGUUCUCGUUCGGAGUGCUGAUGUUGGAGGUAUUCAUUCAACCCGAUUUGUGGGAGCAAAACAUGUUUGUUCACAGGUUCUUGCUCUCCGAUGACGAAAAAGCUGACUUCGCUGAUCUCGGGGGUGGCAACGUUGCGGGCAUCCUCGACCUACAGUUCGAAGUGAUGGCGAGGACUCUUGGUGAUGGAUCCUUCGGGAGGGAGAUCAUGCAGCCGGAGAACCUCGCGGCGUCGGUACCGUACCGCUAUGCUGUGUGCGGUUGGCUGCAGGCGUGCCUCUGCCAGCCCCGUGACCUCCGCCCAAGCAUGGCGUCCUUGGUCAACAUGCUCAAGUGCCUCAAGGAGGGCAGGGAGCCGCCUCCGAUGGCAAUGCUGUUGUACAUGUGAAAGACCAAAGGGCACAGACGAUAAUAGAAAGGAUGAUGAAGAAGCGGGCGGUGAUGUGGGUAGACGUACACCUCACUCACCCUUUCAUUGACGUGGUGACCCACCACCCUUUUGGGUCUAAUUUGUCGCUCUGUCUGCACCACUAGCCCGUGUGUCACAUCGAUCAACAUGUGUUCACCCCGAGGAAUGAGUAUUGAACCCUUUCGUGUUGUACCACGACUUUGCUAUUCUAGAGUGGCAGCAGCGGGGCGACAAGGCUAGCCAAUCUGAAUGAAACAGAGGUGUUCGAGAGGGAGAGGGGGGGGGGGGUCGUGUGUGUGCGAACACACCUCCACCUUAUUCCUGCACGAGAUAGCUGAAGUUGGUGCCCUUCUUGGCAACCGUGCGCCCAUGGUUCAUAUGGAGCAAUCAAUGUGAUGAUAUUUCUGAAUAGAAAACCUGGCCUAGCUCCCGUGGACAGGGAAGGUGCAAAGUGUCUGUCAUAUGUACGCACGCAGGAGGAAGGUAUCUCAACUUCACACCUCUCUAGUUGCUGCAAACACGUUGGUUAUUGCGUUUCUGCUUGGGUGCUUGGCAUGAAUGCGCUCGGUCAUCUUUCGGAGUGACGAGUUGCGAAGAACAAUAGAUCCGAAGUUGGGUUGACGUUUAGAUCAUGGCAUGAAACAUAAUGUGAAUUUACGUGUGUGGAAUUCUCAGAGAGCGGCGGCGAUGAAAGAAGCGCAAUGCACCGCGAGUGUUCCCCGUACAAAUAGCAGAGGGCGGUGUCACUGUUGCGUUUCUAAAGUUGUUCCGAUAUCUGUGCUGGUAGGCCUUCCCCGCCCCCUUCUCGGUCGAUUGUCCUCCAAAUGGAAGUUUCUGCUCACACCUUGUUUGGAUGGUUUUGUCUUCGUGUUGGACCUUAGCCGUGCCGUGUCACCGUUCAUGUGGGUGUAUGUAAGGUCGAGUCUUUCUUCGGGCGUGUGUCGUCCACGUUGUUGUAGGGUU